GCGAUAGUUGAUAUGAUAAAUAAUAUCUGAGCCAAUUUCGAAUAUGCAAAGUUCAGCUCUUGAUAAGGGUUGGCGACGGCGGAGUUAGCUUCGGCUGUGCCGCCACAAUUUACACACAAUUUACGUCUCCGCACACAAGGGAUAUUCGAUAAGCGCGUAUAUUAUUGAAGAGAAUUAUAGGUCGUCAACUCGGAGAUACGCUGCUGAUAUACGCCUGUAUAGCGACGCAGACUCUUCACAAUGACACGCCUAAUUAUGGUUGGUGUGUGUUUCGUCGAUACGAUCUUAAGUGUGGAUCACUAUCCUGGGGAGGACGAAAAGAUGCGGGCUUCUAGUGUGUAUCGGCGGAGAGGAGGAAAUUGCCCCAAUUCUCUCGAAGUGAUACAGCAACUAAUAGACGUUGCCCAGUCGAAGCUGCCAUUAAAUCUCAUAUCAGUACUCCCAGCAAUUGAAUCAGCAAGUUCACGAUUUAUAAGACAAUCGCUGGGGCCGAAUGUCAACUGUGAUGCUUGUAUCUAUCGCCAUGACUCGGAUGAACCGGCUUCAGCCUACGUAAUCAGUAGCCAAAGAACAGGAAGCAGAACGAUCGUGAGCUACAAUGGACUGCCAGAGAUGACUCUUGAUGAGUUUUCAUCUUCAGUUGAAAAGCUUGGUUACAUGGAAAAGACCUACUUUCAUUUUGAGGGAACAAUGCCAGAAGCGAAUCUGCAAUGCAUAUUACACAUACGGCAUAAAUAUCCUUCCGCAGUCAUUAGCGUUGAGGUCGAGAACCCACGCCGCAGAGGACUUGAGAAACUCGUAGCUGAGGCAGAUAUCGUUUUCUACGCCAAAGGCUGGGCCCAGGGAAGUGGCUAUACAUCCAUGAAGGAAUGUCUGGAGGCACAGACUCAUGUCGCCACAAAAGCGAAAUAUCUAUGCUGUACAUGGGGCAAGGACGGCGCUUCGUUGUUAACAAAGCCUGACAACAUCUACAUAACGGUGCCUGCAUUAGAGGUCCAAGAAACCAAAAUCGUGGACUCUAUAGGUGCUGGGGACACAUUUCUUGCUGGUAUGCUCUUCGGUAUUCUAUGCCACGAAGAUGACUGGGAUCAAGAACGCAAACUGCGUUUUGCGACGGAACUUGCCGGGUUAAAGGUUUGUCAGGAGGGUUUUCAAAAUCUAGGAAUUGGUAUAACCCAUCUUCUAAAAUGA
Talaromyces stipitatus ATCC 10500 is the source of this 1191-nucleotide messenger RNA. Its product is annotated as ketohexokinase, putative. The transcript has 5 exons. NCBI's taxonomy places the organism in Eukaryota, Fungi, Ascomycota, Eurotiomycetes, Eurotiales, Trichocomaceae. Gene Ontology annotation, molecular function: kinase activity. The coding region runs from base 241 to 1191 and encodes 316 amino acids. The record is from RefSeq and is a predicted model, not a curated record.